AUGGGCACCACGGCGGAGCUGCCGCUGCCCGCCGGGCUCAGCGCCAGCACCUUCCCCGCCAAGCUGUGGCGCCUGGUGAACAGCCCCCGCGUCCGCUCCGUGCGCUGGGACAGCCGGGCCCGGGGACUGCUCAUUGACCGCUCCCUCUUUGAGCGGGAGCUGCUCAGCCCGGGCGACGCCCAGGGGUCGGCCUCGCACACCUUCAGGGCCACGCAGUUCCGCAGCUUCGUGCGCCAGCUCUACCGCUACUGUUAUGAACACUACGGCUUCCACAAGGUGCCGGGCUGGGUUGGCUCAGCUGCGCCGGGCGAUGCCGGGGCCUGGCUCCACUACAGCAACCCCUGCUUUCGCCGCGACCGCCCCGACCACCUGCUCCGCAUCAGGCGCCGGAGCGCGGCCAACAGGCAGCGGCCGGCGGCGGGGCAGGAGGGCCGCAGGCGCCCGCCCUGCGGCUCCCAGCAGCUCCCCGGGGCACGGCCGCUGCCGGACGGGGACCGGCCGGUGCCAGCCCGGCGGGAGGGGCCGAGCCGCUUCCGGGAGCUGUAUGGGGAGCAGCCGCUGCCCGCCGAGCGGGAGGUGCUACGGGUCCCGCCCUGCGAGUUGCUCGCUUUCCACGGGGAGCCGCUGCUGCCGCUCGGGCGGGAGGGGCCCCGCAGCCGCUUCCAGGAGCUCUGCGGGGGGCAGCUGCCUCCGAUCGACCGGGAGGUGCUCAGGAUCCCGCCCUGCAGCUUCCAGCAUCUCCACAGGGAGCAGCAGCCCCCAGCCUACGACCCACGAGCCACCUCAGACACUUCAGCCCCCAGCGCUCCAUCUAGCAGUGCAGGCUGUGCAGCAUCGAUGGCCUCCAGCUCAGCCUGGAAUGCACCUGAGGAAAAGGAAUGGCCACCGGUGGAUCUUGGCUUUGCUGUAGAGCAAAUGAUCCAGGAGAUCAGGAGAUCCCUGCCUGAAAGGUCUCCCUCUGCUCAGGGCAAUAUUAAUGUUGCCCCUGAGUCUUCAGGAGGGGAGCCUGUGAACCGGGCUGCAGCAGAGGAAACUUCAUCAGGCACGGAGAGCUGCGGGAACAGUUCCCCAGAGCCCGAGGAGCUUGAUCCCGUGUGAUCAGCUUCUCCAGGAGGGCUGCCCUUUGUGGCAGGAAGAGACAGAGGGAGA
Molecule: messenger RNA, 1149 nt
Organism: Vidua chalybeata
Lineage: Eukaryota; Metazoa; Chordata; Aves; Passeriformes; Viduidae
Exons: 6
Coding region: 1-1098 (365 amino acids)
Biological process (GO): regulation of DNA-templated transcription
Molecular function (GO): DNA-binding transcription factor activity; sequence-specific DNA binding
Source: RefSeq, a predicted model, not a curated record